Blastomyces gilchristii SLH14081 is the source of this 2866-nucleotide messenger RNA. RefSeq names its product 3-methyl-2-oxobutanoate hydroxymethyltransferase. The transcript is spliced from 2 exons. Gene Ontology annotation, molecular function: magnesium ion binding; 3-methyl-2-oxobutanoate hydroxymethyltransferase activity. NCBI's taxonomy places the organism in Eukaryota, Fungi, Ascomycota, Eurotiomycetes, Onygenales, Ajellomycetaceae. Gene Ontology annotation, cellular component: mitochondrion. The coding region runs from base 345 to 1367 and encodes 340 amino acids. The record is from RefSeq and is a predicted model, not a curated record. Gene Ontology annotation, biological process: pantothenate biosynthetic process.
CAAGGCUGGGCAAUAGAUAACGUAAGCGGACCCAACGACCGCUUGCUGAAUCAUCCAUGCAUGACCGGGUUACCUCGGUUCGCCCGACGGAACGGAUAAACAAGAAAAAGGCAAUUAGUAGAACUAGUUCGAAUGAAUUUCUCCAGAGAUUCUCCUGUCUACGCUGCAUAAACCAGCACGUAUCAAACUGUAUAUAUACCAACAGUUGCGGUUGUCAGCUAUUCGAGAAACAUGAUUUUUAAAUUCCCUAAGCAUUUGCUGCGGUAUCUACCAAAUCUUGUUCCGUGCCUGUUGUCCCAAAAUCCCGACUGAAUCGGCCAGCUCUCCCCUCUUCCCCCGCCACCAUGGCCCUCCAGUCUUCCAUUGGGCUCGUCAGGUUGACAGCCCCUCCUGUUGCUCUGUCUCGAUUUCGCUGCUCACCCGUUGUAUUCCUGCCCGCUAUUACGAAGUCGACUCUAUGGCCCUGCCAAGUCCGUCAUAGCUCCCAUUCCCCAAUGGGCAAACCCAUCACUCGCAAGAAAAUCACUAUCAAAUCAUUGCAAGCGUUGCACAAGAAGAAGGAACCUAUCACUAUGUUAACGGCACAUGACUUCCCAAGUGGGCAUGUCGCAGAAGCAGCUGGUAUGGAUAUGGUCCUCGUGGGCGACAGUUUAGCAAUGGUUGCCCUUGGCAUGGACGACACUAGUGAGGUGUGCCUGGACGAAAUGAUACUCCAUUGCCGGAGUGUAUCCCGUGCGGUUGGAUCUGCCUUCACUGUUGGCGACUUGCCCAUGGGUUCGUAUGAGAUAUCUCCAGAGCAGGGUGUUGCGUCCGCCAUUCGCCUCAUUAAAGAAGGACGAGUCCAAAGUGUCAAACUAGAAGGGGGUGAGGAGAUGGUGCCAACUAUCAAGGCAAUCACCACGGCCGGGAUACCAGUUGUGGCCCAUGUUGGUCUAACCCCUCAACGCCAACAUGCGCUAGGAGGUUUUCGUGUCCAGGGUAAAUCAACUGCCGGUGCCCUGAGGGUCUUAAACGACGCUCUUGCAGUUCAAGAGGCUGGCGCAUUUAUGGUUGUUCUUGAAGCUGUCCCGUCAGAGAUUGCACGUAUCAUCACCGACAGACUGAAAAUUCCAACCAUCGGAAUCGGCGCUGGUGCUGGAUGUUCGGGCCAAGUGUUGGUCCAAGUCGACAUGACCGGCAACUUCCCGCCUGGUCGGUAUCUCCCGAAGUUUGUGAAGAAGUACGGCGAUGUAUGGGGGGAAAGCUUGAGGGCGAUUGAGAAAUAUAGAGACGAGGUCAAAAGUGGUGAAUAUCCUUCCCUAGAAUACACAUACCCUAUAUCGAAGGAGGAUGUUGAGGAGUUUGAAAAACUAGCGAAUAGAAAUUAAGAUACCUUUGCAUUUCUCAAUGGAUAUAUACAUAUAUAUGUUGAUUUUGUGUUGCACCGAUUACCCCGACUGGUUUUGUCGAGCGCUGAUUUUACGGGUGUGUUUGCACUCGAUUUUUGUUAUGGCGGACAUCACGUCCCGUCUUUCGUCCCGUCUUUCGCCCCGUCUCGGUGUCAAGAGUUAUCAGGGAAUAAAUUAGUUAGUGAUUUUAAGUGAUUCCUUGAAUCCCUCUCGCUAUUGAGGUAUAGCGGGUAGUUUUGGGGCUGCAACUCGGCAUCAAUCGCUGGGCAGCAGCGAUUUAAAGCCAAGGCGAUAUCUCAUUAUCCAAAAGCUGGCGUCAUCGAAUACGCCACAAUAAGUUGGUCGUCCGUCUUGAAGCACUAAAUGAAUCAACCAUCAUUAGAAAUUUACCUCCUCGGGCUCAUUAAAUCCUUUAUAACUCGCAACAGAGACACCACAUCAUAUUGAAAAUCAUGGAAAACCUACCCUCCAAAGGCCCCCUACUCCUUCAUCGAGCCCGGGAGCGAAGACACUAUUUACGUAGCAAAACACGGAGUCGGUAUCUUUACAAUCAAGUUUCUUGCGCAAGAAUUUGACCACAGUCUCAAACUUCUGGGAAGCACUGAUUUUGAAUACACGAUUUCUCAGAAUCGGUGCGGAUGGGAGAGGCUGGAAACGGACAGUUACUAAGAUCAAAAAAUAAAUGUAAGAUAAGGGUCAGCUUUCAGUGCUCCUCUCGGGUGAUGUUGGGGAUAGCAUACAGAUGCGGAGGGAGCAACGUGUAAAGCGGUUUGGGUUAUCCGCACAUCAUCCUUCAGACAAUGAAAGACAGUUAAACAAUAACAAGAUCUGGCAAAAGAAGCUUCUUCUUUUCAAUGAAGCAGCAUAGACAUAGCAAGAAGGAACGGGAUAGAGCUCCGGAUUUUUAAAUUAAAAACUCAAGAGAAGGCAGGGCCAAGGGGCAGGAAGAGGAUCCAUACGCCUGAGAACGUUGCCUGCGGUAGUGAACUUUGAUAAAAAACGUUCUAUAAGGUGUCGAAAGGCGACCAAAAACGGAUAUUUUAAUUAAAUAUCCAUUUCAGGCCGCCAAAACGAGAGUGAAAAUGUCUCAUACUAAGUAAUAAUGCGUACCUUUGCCUGAAUCAAUGGCAUCGACAUCAGCCAGCGCUUGAUGGGAGUCCUUCGGAAGGCCAGUAAGCACGAUGGACGCUGACAUCGUCAAUGGAAGAUCGGCACUGUAGUCUUCAUCUGGAAUUGGCGUGGUUGCUGCUCCUUUGCUGCCAUUAUCAUUGUUAUUUCGUGAGGACCGGCUGCCUUGUCUGCUUGCCAACCCAAGGCCGCGGUUUGCGACCCGUGGAGAGGCGGGCUUGGACGGAUCAGGUGAUGGAGAGAGAGGUGGUGUUGAUGCCAUAGUUGAUUUGUUUAUAUUAUAUCUGGAGCUGGUUUGUAUAGUUAAGCCACAGUUAUUGAUGCCGUUGCUGUGUCUGGAGUGUGGGAUG